Messenger RNA from Tripterygium wilfordii, 685 nucleotides. RefSeq lists its product as uncharacterized. The coding region runs from base 35 to 514 and encodes 159 amino acids. Lineage: Eukaryota; Viridiplantae; Streptophyta; Magnoliopsida; Celastrales; Celastraceae. The record is from RefSeq and is a predicted model, not a curated record. The transcript has 3 exons.
UUCUGAAGAAUCUAAGCCAAUACCUGCUCCAAUAAUGCUAAUUAAUGGCACAGGUACAGCUCUUACUCACAGAACCACAACAUACGCUGUUUCUGGUCUCAUCAGUUGCAAGAACAAUAGAAAACUCAGCAGUAGCUGCAGCCUGAGUGUUAAGGCAACAGGGUUUUUUGCAGCAGCUGCAGUGCUUUUAGCCUCGGCAGCAGGUGCUAUGGAAGCACCCGAAGAAGCAGAAACGCUAGCCAACAUACCACAAACGCUCUCCGGUGAAUGUGCAUCGGUGAAGGAUUGCAAGAAGGAGAGAAUCCAAAGGCCAAAGUCAAGGAAAGCAGAGUCUUGCACAAUUAAAUGUGUCACUACUUGCAUUAGAGGUGGAGAAGGCUCACCCGGUGAAGGUCCUCUUAACAUCAGAAGGCCUCUGGUGGUUUUCAAGCAAGGAUUCCGAAGCCGUCAUUAUUGUUUGGUGGAGUGUUCAGAUAUCUGUAAUUUGAUUGGAGAUGGAGAUGAUGGACCUUAACAUGUAUUUUUUUUUUUUAUUUUAUAUGGAGAGGUUUUAAUUCAAUCUUACGUUUCAUCUGUCAGUGAGGAUCAAGAUCAAGAUACAGAACUUCUAAUGGAAGAGCGUAAAGGAGUCAUUUUGUACAUCAAGAGAGAAUUUAUGUCAACCAUUGUCAAAGGGAAUCUUUAA